Molecule: messenger RNA, 451 nt
Organism: Brassica oleracea var. oleracea
Lineage: Eukaryota; Viridiplantae; Streptophyta; Magnoliopsida; Brassicales; Brassicaceae
Exons: 2
Coding region: 40-267 (75 amino acids)
Cellular component (GO): chloroplast
Source: RefSeq, a predicted model, not a curated record
AAGAAUUGAAUCGCAGAACUGAAGCAAAAGGGAUCUCCAAUGUCGUCGUCAAGCGAUCCGUCGAAAACAGGGAUGGAGAGGAAGAAGAAAGGAGCUCCGAUCAAGUUCUUGGUGCCUCUCAUAUACGCGCCUGCUCUUCCUCUCAUUCGCUUGACUUUAAGGCAUCAGCCUGUUCUCAGGGACCGUCUCUUCGGUCUUGUCCUCGCCGGUGCUUUCGCUCAUGGCUUCUACCUCGUAACGGAUAUAUAUGAUGCAGAGAGCAAAUGAAAAAAAAACAAGAAGUGGAAGUUGUAGCCAUUCUUCAAGAGCUCAGUAUUUCUCAGAUGUCUUUCUGAUUUAAUAAAUAAAACUGCUUUUGUUUUUUUAAUAUACAUUUUGUUACAAAAUUACUUUUUGCUCUUGUGAAUCCGAAUUUGGAUUUGGUUUAUAUGAAUCCAUUAGUUUUCUUGUU